UCCUUCCAUCCAUUUUCUCUCCCCCUCAUGUCUCAGUGGCAGUUCUCUGCAAGUCAUCACACAGUCCACUUGACAGCAAGUGUGGAGCAUAUCAGAUUUCUUUUGUGGGACUGUAGAGUCACAGGCUUCUCACUGAUUCGGUAGAUGGUAGAGCAGCGCAACCAUCCAUUCAACUCUCAAGCCAAGAAAGAUGCGUUGAGAAAGAGUUUGCACCAUGAGUUGAUUGUUCUCUGUGGAACCGCCUUUCCCCACUGCUUUUGCCUGCAAACAUGGGUUUAUGUGAGAACAUGUGGGCCUGGAGGUGGCACGGCAGUGCUGGAGGAUUCAGAGGUGUAGUGGGAGUGAUGCUGCUGGUGUUCAGCCUGGCCCACCCCGUCCUGUCACAGACUGCUUGCAAAGAAGAUGCGGCCAUACAGAACCUUACCCAGCCUCAGUACUCGGACACAGACCAAAACAAUACAAAUAUGGGCUUUAUGGCAGCCCUGGUCCAGUCCUUUCUCUAUACUGUGCAGCCCAGCUCCUUUCCUACAGGUUUGAUGGUCAAUAUAACCAAAAAUCCCAGCCAAGUGCUGUCAGAUCAGACACUCAUCAAAGAACUCCUGGUGAGUGAGGUGGGAUUCCUGGUGUGUAUAGCCAUCGGGAUUCUGUACAUCGUUCUGAUGCCCAUAAUUGGUUUGUUCCUGGCCUGCUGUCGCUGCUGUGGCAACUGUGGUGGGAAGCUGUACCAGAAGCAGACAUCCUCCAUUCACUGCCGCAGGAGAACGCUCUACUGGUGUGCGUUCGCCACCACGAUCAUUAUCCUUGCUGGGAACAUCUGCAUGUUCAAAAGUAACGAAGACCUUGACAUGAGCGUGGACAGAAGUCCAAUGGGGCUGAAUAAAAGUAUUCAAAACAUCCAGACCUUUAUCACCGCUGUGCCUGAGCAAGUUACGUAUGUUGUGAAUGGCAGCUACAAAACCGUGGGGCAGGUUACCAACAACCUACAAAAUAUUGGAAAUCAGCUGGGAUCAAUGAUCCAGAGGCAGUUCAAUGAAACCCUGCAAAGAGCGUUGUACUCAGUUAAACUUCUGGAUCAAGAUAUUGUAAACACCAGCUUUCAACUGAAGAAAUUAAACUCGUCUUUGGACCAGCUGCAGUCCAGCGCAGACCGCGUCCAGGCCAACGUUGCCUCUGUGAAAAGUCGCAUCAAUCAGACUUUAUCCAAUCCAAACUGCACUGGGUGUUCCAUGCAUCUUCAAAUGCUACAGACUCUAACAGUGGAUACCACUAUUAAUACUGGCGGCUUGAAUGAUUUUCAGUCUGCAGUGGAUGAAGCCAUGCGAGCUAAUCUCCAAUCCCAAGUCAAUAAGGCGGAGGACUAUUUCAACAGCAUCCCCGUGAGCGUGACCAACAAAACCAAGAAUGUGGUUGAAAGCAGCAUCAACCAGCUGAAUAACAUAAAAACACAGAUCAGCUCCCAGGUCACCAACGGCCUCUCUUUAUCGGCUCUGAGCGAUGUGUCUGUGACAUUGAAGAGUGCACAAACAGCAAUCGACAGUUUCUUGCCAGAGCUCAAGAAAGCAGAGUAUAUCAGAUGGUGUGUGUGUGUGACUGUGUGCUGUGUGGUCCUCCUGGUGGUGGUGUGCAAUAUUCUGGGUUUGAUCCUGGGCCCUCUGGGUCUGAAACCAAAAGGAGACCCUGCGAAGCGCUCUUCUACAGCAGACUGUGGAGGCAUCUUUCUCAUGAUGGGUGCCGGUUUCAGCUUCCUCUUUUCCUGGUUGUUCAUGAUCGCAGUCCUGGUGCUAUUCUUGGUGGGUGGAAACGUUUACACACUGGUCUGUCGACCCUGGAGCAAUGGCCAGCUGCUGCAGUUAAUUGAUACUCAGGGCUUAAUUCCAGAGUUGCAAAUUGGCCAAUCUUUGGGACUGAAAACCAACAUCAGUAUCUCUGAGAUCUAUAGAUCCUGUGAAAACAACCAGCCUCUGUGGACAACACUCCACUUGUCUGAGAUCAUAAACCUUGGAGAUCUGCUAAAUGUGUCCAAAUACACAAAGCAGAUCCAACAGGACUUUGACAACACAAAUAUCAACCUGGCUUUGGUCACACUUAUGAGCCCCGAAAGUCAAAAGCAACUGGCAAACAUCUCCACCAAAGCUAAAGAUUUUGACUCCACUGCUAUCAUGCAGCAGCUAAACACCAUUUCCAGCAUCAAUCUGAAUACAACAGCGGAUAACCUUGAUAGUUUAGCUAAUUCGCAAUCUCCUGAUAUUGCACAACAACUCAGAAAGGAGUCUGAUGAUCUGAGGAAGAUCCAGGCUGACAUAGAUACAAAUAUCAAGCCACAGCUGAAAAAUGUGAAUUCAACAAUCUGGAGCCUUCAAACCACUGCAAAAAGAAUCAGUGGUACAGCAGGGGAGGUGCUGAACAACAUGAAAACAGCACAAGACUUUCUCAACACAAAUUCAACAGAGAUUGUAAAGACUGAAAGCAGAAGGUUUUUGGACUGUCAGCUGCGUUACGUCACUGCUUACGCUGACUGGGCUAAUUUCACAAUCACGCAGCAGGUGGGCCGCUGCGGGGCUGUGGCAGGAGCUUUAGACUCUGCCGGCGUCAUCCUCUGCACACACAUGGUGGAAUCUCUGAAUGCGUUCUGGUUCAGUCUGGGCUGGUGCAUAAUUUUCUUCAUCCCCAGCAUCAUCUUUACAAUCAAGCUGGCCAAGUACUACAGACGAAUGAAGGAAUCGGAUUCCUAUGAAAACCACAUAAUGAUGAACCACAUCCCGCGAGCACAGAUGAAGCAGCCCUGAGAAGAUGCUUUAAAGCACUGAAGACACAAAAGCUUAACAAUAUUGAAACACAUGCACUCCUGCACAGAUGUGGCAUAUUGUCACUCAGACUGAAAAAGGUUCCACACUUUCAAAGAUCCAGUUUUCACUAUAGGGUACGUACAAUAAUGCUUCAUAGGUGACGAACCGCUUCUUAACGUGACUCAGGACAAAAGGGAAACUGAAGGGACGUCUUUAAAAAAAAUAAAUUCAGAGUCCCGUAUUUCAUUUAUAGUUUUACACGUUUCUCAGGUUUUUAUAAAUAUUUUAUAUACAUCCCAUGUGUGAACAGAGCUGCUGAUAUAUUGUGUGAUUUUCAUUUAUAUAUUUGCAUAAAUGCUGUGCGUAGUUUUCUCAAAGAAUGCAACUGCACUGUUUGUCUAACGAUUUCAAACUGAAUUCUUGAUUAUAUUUGCAUUAAUGUUGGAAAUUAAAAUCAGGAAUCAAUAAAUAAGUACACUUUGGAAGAUGCAGCUUUUGUCCCUGUAAAACUUGCAUCGGUUUCUGUUACAAUUAUUCACCGAUAGGUUGCUGUGCACUUAUUUUUGACCGUUGUGACUGAUUGGUUGAUUAUUUUUGUAAUCUAUACUGUUUAGUGAUGGGUCGGUCGCGAACGAUCCGGUGUUGUGCCAAAAAGUGAUCGUCUGCCAGAAAGUGAUUGCCAGAAAGUGAUUGUCCAUAU
Archocentrus centrarchus (flier cichlid) is the source of this 3486-nucleotide messenger RNA. RefSeq names its product prominin 2 (gene prom2). Gene Ontology annotation, cellular component: apical plasma membrane; microvillus; cilium. NCBI's taxonomy places the organism in Eukaryota, Metazoa, Chordata, Actinopteri, Cichliformes, Cichlidae. Bases 270 to 2786 code for a protein of 838 amino acids. The transcript is spliced from 24 exons. Gene Ontology annotation, molecular function: cholesterol binding. The record is from RefSeq and is a predicted model, not a curated record.